This is a messenger RNA of Centruroides sculpturatus (bark scorpion), 1145 nucleotides long. Its product is annotated as transforming growth factor-beta-induced protein ig-h3-like. The transcript has 6 exons. Lineage: Eukaryota; Metazoa; Arthropoda; Arachnida; Scorpiones; Buthidae. Gene Ontology annotation, biological process: extracellular matrix organization; cell adhesion. Gene Ontology annotation, cellular component: extracellular matrix. The record is from RefSeq and is a predicted model, not a curated record. Gene Ontology annotation, molecular function: cell adhesion molecule binding. Bases 231 to 809 code for a protein of 192 amino acids.
CCAAAAAUUAUAUUUCCGACUUCUUAGGAGACAGAAUAACAGUAAAUGAUGCAAACAUAAUUGAGGGUGAUAUCACGACAGGAACAGGAGUUGUUCACAUCAUUGAUAAAGUCAUAACUUCCCCUUCACAGGAAAUAAUAACUGACGAUAGAGAACCUGUACAAAGUGUAAUUGUGGUUCCUCCAAGUGGUGAUUUGAUUAGCUCCAAUGUAGUGGAAUUAGCUAAAGGAAUGGGUCUCAAUAAAUUUGUACAUUGGCUCAUCCAAACAGACUUAAUCAAAGUUGUUCAAGAUGGAAAUCGAUACACGAUCUUUGCUCCUACUGACGAAGCUAUAGAUUCUUUGCCAGGACUUGAAGCAAUUGAGAAAGAUCCAGAUCAGUUGAGAAUCAUCUUAAAAUAUCAUAUUAUACCACUUUACAUUCAGACAGGUCAGAUAGAAAACGAAAAAAGAGUAAAAACACUACUAGAGGGAAAGGAAAUCAGAUUUAAUAUUUAUCAAAAUGGACGAGUGUAUACAGCUAGCGGUGCACCUUUUGCACCCAGUAAUAAUCCUGGAAAUGUUUUGAUAGCUGUAGUAGAUAGGGUCCUCUUCCCUCCUCAAGGAGACACGUUUACCACUCUAACGAAAUUACCAAUACUUGGAGAUUUGAAGAAAGCUGUAGAAAGGGUAGCUUUAGAUGAAGAUUUAAGAGGUGAAGGACCUUUCACAUUCUUUGCUCCAAGUGAUAAAGCAUUCGAGAAUUUAUCUUUAGAAGAAAGGCAAAGACUUCUGAACAAUCCUCAAUCACUCAUAAGUAAUUACCUUUGAAAUAAUUAAAAAAAAAUUUAUAUAUUGUUGAAUUUAUUAUAAUUUUCUAAAUUUUUAGAUCUGCUAAAACGUCAUUUAGUAAGAGGGCGUACAAUAUAUACAAGCGGUGUUUCAGAAGGAAUGACACUAAGAUCAGAAGCAGGUGAUGAUUUAACAGUAACACUCAAGCCAACUUGCAUUGCCAUCGAUGGAGUUAAUGUCGCAUUCCCAGACAUCAGCACCACCAAUGGUGUCAUCCACGUGGUCGACCACUUUUUGUAAAUGUGAAAUAUUUUGCUUUUUAAGCACGUCACACCAUCGAAAAGAAAAAAAACAUAAUGGCAGUAAUAGUGAGAA